AGCGUGUGGAACGCUCGGCAGCGCCUCGAGCCCAUGAUCCAGACUCCCCUGAAGAAGUCGAAGAAAAACCCCAUCAGUUGUGGUAUUCUACUGUCCAUCCCUAAUUGCCCAUCAAAUGAGCAUUUCAGAGGCCAUUGAAGAAUCAGUAUAUUGAAGUGAGUCUGGAGUCACGUUCUCAUAUUGGGAUGGAAACUGUUGGAAAAAAAAAUGCUGAAGGAGAGAAUUAAUCUUCACUGAUGUGAGUUGAUAUCACAGUGGCAAAAUGGCAACUCUGAGUUUAAAGGCAGCUCAGAGAUAUUCUGUUCCAGACUGGUUCUCCAACAAUAACCAGAUCGCAACCAAUUCAGAACGACAGCGUUAUAUGUCCCAUCAGAUCCGCCAGGAAGGUCGGGCUCUACGGAAUGAAACCAACAACCAGACUAAAUGGGAUCAAGAAGAUAACAGCACCAGACUCGCUGAACGUAUGGAUGAAGUGGAGCGCUGGAAAGAUGUUCUAGAGAACACUCUUUGUGACAUUAACGUUGAGAUUGAUGCUUUAACCAAAAGUAAGGAGGAAGCAGAACGUGCUUUAGAAGCCAAGAAUCUAAAUCUGGAUGUUGUCAUUGAAAAUCUGACUUUACGGGAAGGUCGGCAGGACAUUGAUCUUGUGACGGACCAAGUGCAUGAACAGCUUCUUAAGGAGGCCGAGGUGAUCGAAGGCUCAAAGAAGGCGCUUCAGCAGAAAAUCACUGAGGCCUUUGAACAACUUUGUUUGUUAAUGGAAGCUCGUCAGCAAUUGGUCUUUGAUAUCAGCAAUAAAAAGGAAGCAUUGAAAAUUGACGAAGUUGCCUUGUCACUCAACAAUAAUUCCCCAAACAUCUCGUUCAAACCAAACCCAUUACGCAUCCCUCCAGGAUCCACCACGAAACAGCAAUGGGAUAUGUUCAGUCGGUACAACAAGGAUCGUGCAGAGGCAGAAAUGAAAGCUUCAACCAAUCUCCGUGAAGCAAUUUCAGCCACUAUUAAAACUACUGAUAAUGAAAUAGAGGCACAACGCGUUGCCACUGAUUUUGCCUUCAGGAAAAGAAUCCAUGAAUUUGAACAGGCGCUUAAUGAAUUGAAAUGGCAGGAGAAAAAUAUCUUGGAGGACAUCACAGAUCUUGAUGAAGAUAUUCGACGUCUUGAAGCAGAUCUUCGAGCAAAGGCUGCUCCUUUAAAGGUGGCUCACACGAGACUUGAAACUCGUACCUACAGACCUAAUGUUGAUCUCACCAGAGAUGAAGCACAGUACGGACUGGUGGAUGAGGUUCAUCAGCUGGAGGGCACCAUCGAUGCACUCAAACAGAAACUUGCCCAAUCUCAGGAUGCUUUGACUUCUCUGCAAAAACAACUUGCACGAAUACAAGAAGAUAUUGGCUUCAAGACUCAUUCGCUCUGCCUUGAUAAACAUAGCAUGGAUGUUAGAGCAAAGCUGACUACUCCACCUGAGAAAUAUGUAUCAAAGACAGAUAGCUUCCCCCGCACACCCAACCGACAGCUAUCAGAAAUCAAAUGUCGUCAACUAGAAUUAUUAUAAAUAUGGGAUCACGUACAAAAAGGAAAGAUACACUUGGUAACCUAAUGCGGCAUCUGCUGUUAUCAUGAAUCUGUAGUGAAAUGUGCUGUGUCACAAAGCAAGUAAAUAAAUAAAUAUACAACAUGCCUGGUA
Stegostoma tigrinum is the source of this 1687-nucleotide messenger RNA. It is a transcript of the gene tekt2, whose product is annotated as tektin 2 (testicular). The record is from RefSeq and is a predicted model, not a curated record. Gene Ontology annotation, cellular component: microtubule cytoskeleton; nucleus. The transcript has 11 exons. Gene Ontology annotation, biological process: cilium movement involved in cell motility; cilium assembly. Bases 263 to 1555 code for a protein of 430 amino acids. NCBI's taxonomy places the organism in Eukaryota, Metazoa, Chordata, Chondrichthyes, Orectolobiformes, Stegostomatidae.